Molecule: messenger RNA, 603 nt
Organism: Hyalella azteca
Lineage: Eukaryota; Metazoa; Arthropoda; Malacostraca; Amphipoda; Hyalellidae
Product: GATA zinc finger domain-containing protein 4-like
Exons: 2
Coding region: 1-603 (200 amino acids)
Source: RefSeq, a predicted model, not a curated record
AUGCGUAUCACUGCUACCCUGUUCAACUCAAGCACAAAAACGACAACAACGAACACAACAAUAACAACAACAACAAACGACAACAAAAACGACAACUACAACAACAACAAGGACAACAACAACGAUAAGAACAACAACGACAAGAACAACGAUAACAAAAACAACAAAAACGACAACAAGAACGACGACAACAACAAAAGCAACAAUAACAACAACGACGACAACAAGGACAACAAUAACAAAAACAACAGCGACAACAACAAAAACAACGACAACAACGACAUGAACGACAACAACAACGACAACAAUAACAACAACGACAAGAGCAACAACGAUAACAAGAACAACAACGACAACAAUAACAACGAUAACAAGAACAACAACGAUAACAAAAACGACAACAACAACAACGACGAGAACAAUGACGCCAACAAAAACAACAAUAACAACAACGUAAAGUGUUGCGUGGGGCCGGCACCGGAAGCACCUCGCGACCCUGGGGCGUGGACGCCGGCAGCGAUGACGAGGGUGGCUACAGCGAGAACAAAACUGGUGUCAAGAACACCGACGAUAUAUCUACCUUACUUGUAUCAGUAUAUGUAA